Acipenser ruthenus (sterlet) is the source of this 3473-nucleotide messenger RNA. RefSeq names its product thyrotropin receptor-like. Gene Ontology annotation, cellular component: membrane. NCBI's taxonomy places the organism in Eukaryota, Metazoa, Chordata, Actinopteri, Acipenseriformes, Acipenseridae. The record is from RefSeq and is a predicted model, not a curated record. Gene Ontology annotation, molecular function: thyroid-stimulating hormone receptor activity. Gene Ontology annotation, biological process: G protein-coupled receptor signaling pathway.
UUACAGAUAUAACCUAUUCACUGUACGCAUAACUAAUUUGAUGUAUUUUUGAAACGCUUCACUUGCAAUAUCAUUUUAGAUUAACCAGCAUUUCUGGUGGUAAACAUCUACUGUCAAACCGAGCAGUUUGACAGUAAACCUUUUUUUAAGAAAAAGAGUGUGUAACUGGACAUUGUGAAAGAAUGGCACUGAUAAACCGUUUGUUGAUUACACUUUUUAUGAUAAGUGCAACUGGUACUGUGGAAGAUUUGGAAUCCUGUCCUGCUAUUUGCGAAUGCUCUGAGUGGAAGACGUUUAAAAUUACUUGCUCGGAUAUUGAUGUGAUACCCAAGUUUCCUUCAAACACCAGGACUUUGCGGUUCAUGGAGACACAGCUGACAACAAUCCACAGUGAAGCAUUUUCAAACCUCCCAAACAUUUCCAGAGUGUAUAUUUCUAUCGAUGCAACUCUGCAGAGGCUGGAAAAACAUGCAUUUUACAGUUUAACCGAAGUAACGCACAUAGAGAUACGAAAUGCAAGGAGUUUGACAUAUAUUCACCCUGAUGCUUUUAAGAAUCUACCAGUUUUAAAAUACCUUGGGAUUUUUAACACUGGCCUUGAUGCGUUUCCUGACCUUACAAAGAUUAAUUCUUCUGAUGUUAACUUUUUACUUGAAAUUGCUGAUAACCCCUACAUUACAUCAGUUCCUGGUAAUGCUUUCCAUGGUUUGUCCAGUGAAUCACUAACACUCAAACUUUAUAAUAAUGGAUUUACUGAAGUCCAAGGGUAUGCCUUCAAUGGAACAAAGCUGGAUGCUGUGUAUCUUCACAAAAACAAGUACUUGACUGCCAUCGAUCAAGAGGUAUUUGCAGGAGUGCACAGUGGACCAACGCUGCUCGAUGUGUCUCAGACCAGUGUGAACUCUCUGCCAACAAAAGGCCUGGAAACCGUCAAGGAGCUCAUGGCAAAGAAUACAUGGACUCUCAAGAAACUCCCACCAAUAAAGACUUUGCGAAGUGACUCAGAUUAUGGUGACGCUAUAUACAAUGAAAACUCCAAGCUCCAAGAUUUCCAUAGCAACUCCCACUACUAUGUAUUUUUUGAGGAGUUAGCUGACGAAGAUGUUGGGUUUGGACAAAAGCUAAAGAAUCCCCAAGAGGACUACAUCCAGGAAUUUGACAGCCACUAUGAUUACACUGUCUGUGGAGGUAGCGAGGAAAUGAUCUGUACCCCAAAGCCAGAUGAGUUCAACCCCUGUGAAGACAUCAUGGGCUACAACUUCUUGAGAAUUGUAGUGUGGUUUGUGAACCUCCUAGCCAUUCUGGGAAAUGCCUUUGUCUUGCUGAUCUUGCUUAGCAGCCAUUAUAAACUAACUGUCCCCCGGUUUCUAAUGUGCAACCUAGCCUUUGCCGAUUUAUGUAUGGGGAUUUAUUUGCUGCUGAUCGCGUCAGUGGACCUCCAUACCAGGUCAGAAUACUACAAUCAUGCCAUUGACUGGCAGACAGGACCAGGAUGCAAUACUGCUGGCUUUUUCACCGUUUUUGCCAGUGAGCUUUCAGUCUACACGUUGGUGGUCAUCACACUGGAGCGCUGGUACGCCAUUACCUUCGCCAUGAGAUUAGAUCGAAAAAUACGCCUUCGCCACGCUUCUGCCAUUAUGCUUUGCGGAUGGAUUUUCUGUUUCCUUUUGGCCAUUCUGCCCCUUGUUGGGGUCAGCAGCUACAUUAAGGUUAGCAUAUGCUUGCCCAUGGAUACUGAGACACCUCUUGCUCAAGCCUACAUCAUCUCUGUCUUGAUGAUAAACAUCAUUGCAUUCAUUAUUAUCUGUGCCUGCUACAUCAAAAUUUAUGUGACUGUUCAGAACCCACAAUACAAGCCUGGGAGCAAAGAUACAAAGAUAGCCAAGAGGAUGGCCAUUCUGAUCUUCACCGAUUUCACCUGCAUGGCUCCAAUUUCUUUCUAUGCCAUGUCUGCGAUAAUGAACAAGCCUUUGAUAACAGUCAGCAACUCAAAGAUCUUGUUGGUCCUCUUCUACCCUCUCAACUCCUGUGCCAACCCUUUUCUCUAUGCUAUUUUCACCAAGGCUUUCAGAAGGGAUGUCUUUAUUUUGCUGAGCAAGUUUGGCUUCUGUGAGCACCAAGCACAGAUCUACAGAGGGCAGACGGUUUCAGCCAAAAACAGCAGUGCCUGCUCUGGCCAGCGUGGAAGUCGUGGAAUGGGGCAGGCAUUGACAAUCAUCAAAGACUAUUCAAAGCAUGAACACCAUGGGGAAUACCAUCCAGCACUGACACCACACCACGUAAGUAUGGAAGACUGCAGGCAGAGUGAAUUGUAACCCUUUGAUUGAAAAGAAGUAGCUUUGGUACUAUAGAUGCUAUAAAUAUGUUCUUAUGGUGAUUGUCCAGUAAAGUGUUCUGUUACUUGUGUCAAGGUUAUUAGAUAGCUCAAUGCAUUGUUCAUGGUUCUAAAGUGAUUCUGAUUUCUUUAGAUUCUGCUUAUAUAUAUAUCCGUUCUAUAGAUUUCUUUAGAUUCUGCUUAUAUAUAUCCGUUCUAUAGAGGACUAAUAUAAAAUGGUGUUGUAAAUCUUGUUACAAUGUGUUGAUUAAGUCAUGUGCAUAUUUGAGUAUUUAGCUGCACAGUGCAUAGUUUCUGGUACCAUACAAGGGUUUUUACAAGCUUAUGAAUUUAUUUGCUGAUGUUUUGUAAUAACAUUCACAUUCAUCUAAAAUAUACACUAAAAGCUGUGUCUUAUUCCGUUUUUAUUUUAAAAAGACAUUCCGCUUGCUGAAGGCAUCUGGGAUAGUCAAACACUGGGGGGUCAUAAUUUAACUUAGCCAUGCCCCUUAUUUAGUAUGUAUUGAUUAAUAAGAAGUUUGUCCUUUGUAUUAACUUGGGUGGAUCCUGAAACAGUCAACUUUCAUUAAUAAGAAUUUAAAGGGACAAGCAAAAAAUGUAUUGUAUCAGUAAUUCUUAUUAUCAGGAGUCUAAGCCAAAUGCAUACUGUUUUUAUUGAAGUUACAGUAACACUGAAAUCAAAUUUAAAUUACAGUACAAUGCAAAAUAUUAUACAUGUAAAAGUACUGUGCAUUUUAUUGAAAAUAUGGUUGUAAGUGAACUUUUAAAAAGUAUACAUUGCAAAUGAACUGCACUUGAAAUCUGCAUGUCCCAAUCUGAUCACAGGCAUUUUUAAACCACAAAAUCAAGGCGUCCUCAACAUCAGGGUAUUCAACAAAUCGGAAACGCUGACGACUUGCAUCCACAGUUUGCUGUUCAUAGGCCUGUAUUAUUGUAUCCUGGUUUUUCAGAAUGGUUGAAAAAGUUUUCACAGGAAUAUUGAAAUCUGCAGCAACAUUUUUUUCUUGUACGGUGGUGCAUUGUCCGAGGCUUUCAACACUUCCACUUUUGUCUGCAAGGGUAAUGCAAGUUUUUUGCACUGCUUCAUGGAAAUGGUACUGAUGCAUGAGCACUAUGGCAACUUGAAAACUCUGUCUAU